UCUCCGAAAACGGAAGUUAAUCAUCUGGGUUCCGAGAGGAGACGGAUUGGGUUAUGUGAUGCUGAAGAAUACAUAUAAAAUAAAAUAUUUGUACUGUUUAAUAGCACAGUUUGAAAAGCAAAAAAUAAAUCUGACAUGAAGUUCCGCUAGCAAGCUGAUCACUCCUCUAGCCCCACUGGUUGAACAAUGCAAUGGACACUGGCGAAGAGCUGCAGGAAUCUCCAAUGAUUCACGGAAAGGAGCAACCAAGGCCUCGAACUGACAGAAGCGGACCAUCCAAUACCACUCACACCCCAAGCACCCCUCUAUCUCCGAUGGACCCCCUGAACACUCUCUCCAACUUCGAGUCAGAAAUGGAACCAGACGGACAGGGCAGUUACUCACUGUUCCCCGCCUUGGACAACAUGGCAAGCCUGUCAGGAACAUCAGAAACUUUAGAGACGGAACCACCAAGUGAUGUGUCAGACAAGCCCAAUCUCACGUGGCUCGAUGCUGCACAGAUAGUCCUUGAGGAGGCCGGGAGGCCAAUGCACAUUAAAGAAAUCAAGCAGAGGAUUAUUGACAGAGGCCUGGUGCAAUCAAAUGCAAAGUCGAGUCUUGAAGCUGUGAUGUACCGUGAGGUAAGAUGUGAAACUCAGAAAGGGAGCAGGCGCUUCAAGAGGAUUGAGAACAGAAAUGGGGUCUUUGCGCUGUUGACGAAUGAAGAGCGGCAGCAGGCGCUGAGGGCCUUUGCGGCCCAGUCGCUCCUGGCAUCCCCUGCCCAGGCCACCUUCUCCAGCUCCAGCUCUGGUGCCUCGCUGCCCCCCUUCCCCUCCCCACCGGGCCUCUCUGAGUCCAGGCCCAAAUGCAAGAAGGUCUUCCGCAAGAACCAGAAUGAAAAGUACCGGCUGAAGUACUUGAGGCUGCGCAAGGCUGCCCGCACCAUCAUAUUUGAGAAUGCAGCUCUCUGUGAUGAGGUGGCCCACUUGGAGGAGAAGUUUGUCCGUGCGAAGGAGGAGCGCAGGUUCCUUCUUAAGACGCUGCUGCAGUACCAGUCUCUGUCAGAGGGGGAGCUGCUGUCUGCCCCCAGCACCAGUGCCUAUGCUCCUGUGGCCUUCAGCUCCAGCUCAGUGGGGUCGUCACUCUUGGCAGUGGGUCACAGCAUGAGCCCCAGCAUCUCUGGGGGUGACGAGGGCCUCCCAAGGAAGCCCAAGAAAGAGCGAAAGGAACGAGGGAGGGAGAAUGGAAGAGAGGACGUGCUGAAGAAGGUGUCCAAGAAGAGGAAGGUGAUGGAGGGGGGAGCCCGCAAGCUGGUCCAGCCGAUCCCUCUGGACUCCUCAGGACGUCCUGUCUUCCCCAUUGUCCUGGGGGGUCUGACUGUGUACAGCCUAGGGGAGAUCAUCACAGACAGGGUCCUCUUUCACGAUGAGAACGCCAUCUACCCUGUAGGCUUCUGCAGCACACGCGUGUUUGCCAGCAUGAAGAGCCCAGAGCUGCAGUGCCUCUACACCUGUCAGAUCAAAGACGGGGGUGCUGGCCCGCAGUUUGAGAUUGUUCCGGAAGAGGACCCUCAGAAUGCGAUAGUGGCCUCUUCAGCCCUCACCUGCCACACCAACCUGCUGAAGGCCAUCGCAGCCAUGAGGGGUAAGCCGCUGGGCUCCAUUGUGCCAUCUGGAGCUGACUUUUUCGGGUAUUCCCAUCCCACCAUCCAGAACCUGAUCCAGAGUUGCCCAGGGGCACGGAAAUGCAGCAACUACCACUGGGUGCGCUUUGAAGUGUGUCGCCCUGGAGAUGGACGGCUGCCACAGGGCCUGUCGGAGGAUGACGCUUCCAUCAACUUUGAGGCCUUUCAGCGUCAGCAGGGCUAUGAGGAGGUCUCAGCAGCAGAGCAUGGCAUUGCAGGACGGCCUGUGCAGUCUGCCCUCCCUGCCCACCCGCGACUCCUUGGCUCACCCAGCCUGCAGCCUUCCUCCUCUUCCUCCUCCUCCUCCUCCUCUCACUUCAGCACCUGACCCCAAAUCCCUGCAUCUCAAAGGACAGCAGCUGCUGGAGUUGACCUCCAGUGACAACACUCCAUCCCUCUGCCCUGCUUUGUGCUGGAUGUACCAUCCACUAGAGGCUGACAGCAAAGCCCAGGCAAAGCAGAUUGAAUCGCUCACACGGGGGCGUGGAAAUUAUUGCCAAAAAAGUAAUUUUUCUUAAGGACCAGAGAAUCAUGUCUGUUACAUGUAUUUUUACGAGAGCAUGUCGCUUCACCUUUAAGCUGUAAUCAAAGGAAGGCAUGACGGUGUCACAAAUGGUUUGUAACGAGCCAGGCAGUUGACCAUAGUGCCAUCUACUGGCCAGUAUGUGUACUGUCCCUUUGAGUAGGCGUAUAUUUAGUGUUUAGGACAUUUUGGUUGUUUGGUGUAAGUCAUGGAAAAUAAACUGU
Messenger RNA from Megalops cyprinoides (Indo-Pacific tarpon), 2410 nucleotides. It is a transcript of the gene fyrd1, whose product is annotated as transforming growth factor beta regulator 1. The record is from RefSeq and is a predicted model, not a curated record. NCBI's taxonomy places the organism in Eukaryota, Metazoa, Chordata, Actinopteri, Elopiformes, Megalopidae. Gene Ontology annotation, cellular component: nucleus. Gene Ontology annotation, biological process: regulation of cell cycle; regulation of DNA-templated transcription. Bases 192 to 1991 code for a protein of 599 amino acids. The transcript has 15 exons.